Talaromyces atroroseus is the source of this 573-nucleotide messenger RNA. RefSeq lists its product as hypothetical. Gene Ontology annotation, molecular function: protein-N-terminal amino-acid acetyltransferase activity. The coding region runs from base 1 to 573 and encodes 190 amino acids. The record is from RefSeq and is a predicted model, not a curated record. Gene Ontology annotation, cellular component: NatB complex. The transcript has 3 exons. Gene Ontology annotation, biological process: N-terminal peptidyl-methionine acetylation. NCBI's taxonomy places the organism in Eukaryota, Fungi, Ascomycota, Eurotiomycetes, Eurotiales, Trichocomaceae.
AUGAGCUACAUUCGGCGCAUGACGCCCAUGGACUUGUUCUCCUUGAACCUGACCAAUCUCGACGCUCUCACGGAGAAUUAUGACUUGGGUUUCUACCUCAAUUACAUGAUGCGUUGGCCAUCUCUCUUCAGCGUUGUUCAAGACCGGGAUGCAGGAAACGUGGGCUACAUCAUGGGAAAACUAGAAGAACAGCCGGCGGCAAUGCGCCAUUCGGAGCACUACACGCCCUGGCACGGCCAUAUCACAGUCUUGACAGUUGCGCCUGCGUGGAGAAGGCUUGGGCAUGCGCGGCGGUUGACGGAGAGCCUUGAGCAUUCGUCCGAUAUCAAUGAUGCAUGGUUUGUCGACUUGUACGUCCGGGCAACGAACAGAGUGGCAGUGGAUAUGUACAAGGGCAUGGGAUACUCUGUCUUCCGGCGUGUCGUGAACUACUACCAAGACGACCCAACCGGGAUGUCCGACGAAGGCGAGGAUGCCUUUGAUAUGCGCAAACCCUGUAGUCGAGACAAGAGCCUUCAACAUAUUCGAGAGAAAGGAGAGGAUUUCCUCGUCAAUCCUGAGGACGUUUAUUAG